Molecule: messenger RNA, 587 nt
Organism: Hibiscus syriacus
Lineage: Eukaryota; Viridiplantae; Streptophyta; Magnoliopsida; Malvales; Malvaceae
Product: putative phytosulfokines 6
Exons: 3
Coding region: 36-308 (90 amino acids)
Biological process (GO): cell population proliferation
Cellular component (GO): extracellular region
Molecular function (GO): growth factor activity
Source: RefSeq, a predicted model, not a curated record
CCGAACAAACCAAAAGAAAAAUAAGAUCAAAAGAGAUGAAGGAAAAGUCUAUUGGGUCUGUCACCUUUCUUCUCUUCGUUUUGCUUGUCUGCUCAUCUGCUUUCCGCUUGCUUCCCCAGAAACAAGGUGAGAACGAGGUUGCCUCUAAGGGGAUCAUCAGGCCUGCGUUAGUGACAGAUACAAAAGAAGAUAUCUCAAAUCUGAUGGGAUCAGAAGAUUGCAAUGAGAAAGAUGAAGAAUGUAUCAGAAGAAGGGCGAUUGCAGAAGCUCACCUGGAUUACAUCUACACUCAGCAUCAUAAACCUUAGCAAACAAUCCAUACAGAGGAAUAUAAUAGGGUAAACUAACUAUUUGGUCACCCACCUAUUACUUAGUUUUCAUUUUGGUCACCCAUGGUCAAAUCUAAUGUUAUAUUUCGAUUCUAUUUUGAUCAUACAAUGUUAAAAAACUAACAGUGAUGUUGAUAUCUUAUAAUAAGAUAAUACCACGCCAGCAUUUAAAAUAAUAAAAAAAUAUCAUGUCAGCAUCACUAUUAAUUUUUUAACAACAGAUGAUUAAAACAGAAUCAAAACAUAUCGUUAGAUAUA